This is a messenger RNA of Suillus subaureus, 610 nucleotides long. RefSeq names its product kinase-like domain-containing protein. The record is from RefSeq and is a predicted model, not a curated record. The coding region runs from base 179 to 577 and encodes 132 amino acids. Gene Ontology annotation, biological process: protein phosphorylation. Lineage: Eukaryota; Fungi; Basidiomycota; Agaricomycetes; Boletales; Suillaceae. The transcript has 4 exons. Gene Ontology annotation, molecular function: ATP binding; protein kinase activity.
CCAAGGCCAGACUUACUCAAGUACGUUCUCGGCUGGAAUCCCCCUUGCAUGUGAUACACUUGCUCAAACCAUAGCUUCGCAGAGACUCUUGGACGAUUUCCAUGCACGGAAGCAAUUGCAUCACGAGAAUCUUUUGUCUCUGCUCGGUUUCAGUUAUGAAUUUGGGGUACUUCCAGCGAUGGUCACCCCCUGGAUACACAAUGGCUCGCUCACCACAUAUCUUGAACACCAUUUCAUAGAGUUGACCCUCGAACAAAAGCUCAGGAUUUUGCGACAAGUCGCUGCAGCCCUCAAUUACCUCCACUCGAAGGGCGUUGUUCACGGUGACCUUACUGCCAACAACAUUCUGAUAGAUUCGGAUUGCAAUGCCCACGUAGCAGACCACGGAAUCCUCACAAUGUGUUCUGAACUCUCAGGGACAUCAUACAUCAGGAGCAACGUGCGGUGGGCUGCGCCAGAGCUCUUUGAGGUGGCCGAGAACGAAGAGCCAUCGACUCCUCCACAGCCAGCCAGCGAUAUUUAUUCCUUCGGAUGCAUCAUGCUUCAGGUUCGAGGGGUUCCAUGGCAGUUGUGUUGAUUUACGACCAAGAUCCCGUAGGUUCUGACAGGU